This is a messenger RNA of Vespa crabro (European hornet), 5541 nucleotides long. RefSeq names its product polypeptide N-acetylgalactosaminyltransferase 2 (gene Pgant2). Bases 1230 to 2783 code for a protein of 517 amino acids. NCBI's taxonomy places the organism in Eukaryota, Metazoa, Arthropoda, Insecta, Hymenoptera, Vespidae. The record is from RefSeq and is a predicted model, not a curated record. Gene Ontology annotation, cellular component: Golgi apparatus. The transcript is spliced from 12 exons.
AGACAGAUAGAUAGAGAUAGAGAUAGACACGACCACCCUUGAACAUGCGGCGAAACGUGAAAAUAGUGCUCCUUCUGUCAUGCGCCUGGAUGUUCGUCUUUGUUUACUAUUAUCACACAUCCAGAGAUACCAAGGUGAGAUAAUGUGAGUGCGCAUAAUUCGAAGGGUCUAAUAUACCUGUUGGGACACGUGUCUCGAGCUAGGCUAUGGCUCUGGCAGUAAAGGAUCUCGGUAAACUGCAAUAUUGAGUAAGUCGGAAAGGAAGAUGAGUAUCUACGUUACGUAAAAGCUUGCAUCUAAAAUGAAGAAAUUAUUUGCUUUCGAGCUAGCAUUUAUAUCGAAAGUUUCUCUUCAUCUCGAAAAAUCAGAUGAAACGCGAGUUCCCGAUGCCAAAGAAAGAGAGAGAGAGAGAGAGAGAGAGAGAGAGAGAGAGAAAGAGAGAUGAAGAGAAAGAAAGAAAAAGGAAGAGAGAGAAAAUGAGGCAAAUUCAGGAAAGAACGAAUUCGAAGCUUCGAGCACGAUCAUUGCAGCCGAAAAUGUCGAUUUUCCGGCGUGUAGCCGCACAAAGCCGUGGCUCGUUGCGAGCCAACAAGGACGACGAGCCGACUAGGAGAAGGAAGAGGAUAGAAAGGGUGGUCGCCGCUGUGUAUCGGCGUGAGCGAAUUGGAGAUGCGCCAGUUUUUCCAUUCCGCGUGGCUUUUUCGUCCGGGCUUCCGGCUUUUGUUCCGUGAAGGCAAUUACGCUCUCCAUCUUUCUCCGCCUUUCGUCCAUUCUCUAUUUUUCACCUCUAUCUCUUCCUCUAACAACACAGAAAGAUGUGAGACGGAUAGAAAGAGAAAAAGAAAGAAAAAGAUAGAAAGAUCGAAAGAGAGAGAGAGAGAGAGAGAGAGAGAGAGAGAGAGAGAAUAUUUUUAAAGAUCAGAAUAUUAAUGGUCUAUCGCAAAAUAGACGGUUUUAUAACUUGAAGUUUAGCAAUAGGUUGUCUUACGAUCCUUUCGAAAAAUUCUAUUUAAAAUGAUCGUAUUCAUUGGAGAAUUCGCUUUCACAUCGAUUAUGUCUUACAAAAGCGAAUCGGAAAGCAUGUCUGCAGAAAGGCUGAUCAUACUUUUAAUCCUUAACACAUAUGAAAAGGAUCGACCAUACUUUUAAUCGUUUACAACGAGAACAGAGCAUUGCGAUUGAAGGAACCCGCAUCCUUGGCCCUAUCCGCUGGAAAUGCCGGUGGUUACAUGGACCCAGAUGGUACUGCCAUUGCGAUGUCGUCCGAACUACAGCCUGCUCCUACACCCGAUCCAAGAGUCACUUGGAAUUACUUCGACGAGCAAGGGUACGUUUCGCGAGGUGGUCUGCGAGCUGGUGAGGACCCAUACGCAAGAAAUAAAUUCAAUCAAGAAGCCUCCGAUGGUCUUCCAAGCAAUAGGGAUAUUCCUGAUACUCGUAGUGCUAUGUGUCGGAUGAAACAAUGGAGAAGAGAUCUUCCACCAACUUCCGUCAUAAUCACUUUUCAUAACGAGGCCAGAUCGACGUUAUUAAGAACUGUAGUCAGCGUACUCAAUAGAAGCCCUGAGCAUCUGAUCAAGGAGAUCAUAUUGGUCGAUGAUUUUAGCGAUCAUCCUGAAGACGGCGAAGAACUGUCAAGGAUUCACAAAAUACGAGUGAUCAGAAACGAAAAAAGAGAAGGAUUAAUGAGAUCGAGAGUUCGAGGCGCAGAUGCGGCCACUGCUAGCGUUUUAACGUUUCUAGACUCUCACUGCGAGUGCAAUGCUGAUUGGUUGCAACCCCUUUUAGAAAGAGUAGCAGAGGACCCAACGAGAGUUGUUUGUCCUGUAAUCGACGUUAUCAGCAUGGAUACGUUCCAAUAUAUCGGUGCAUCGGCAGAUUUGAGAGGAGGCUUCGAUUGGAGUUUGGUCUUCAAAUGGGAAUAUUUGAGCCAAGCUGAAAGACAAGCGCGACAAAAGGAUCCAACGCAAGCAAUCAGAACGCCUAUGAUAGCUGGUGGAUUAUUUGUCAUCAAUAAAGCUUAUUUCGAGAAACUUGGAAAAUAUGACACCCAAAUGGAUGUCUGGGGUGGUGAAAAUCUUGAAAUAUCCUUCCGAGUAUGGCAAUGCGGUGGCAGUCUAGAAAUUAUUCCGUGUUCUCGAGUGGGCCAUGUCUUUAGAAAACGUCAUCCUUAUUCAUUUCCUGGUGGUAGUGGGAAUGUUUUCGCACGGAACACGAGACGUGCCGCUGAAGUAUGGAUGGAUGAAUAUAAACAAUUUUAUUAUAAUGCUGUACCUCUUGCACGGAACAUUCCUUAUGGAAAUAUUCAAGACAGAAUGGAACUGAAACGAGAGCUGGGCUGCAAGCCCUUUAUUUGGUAUUUGAAACACGUCUACCCCGAAUUGGUGAUCCCUACGAGCGAGGGUGGUCCAGGAGGAUCUCUGAAGCAAGGCACGGCUUGUCUGGAUAGCAUGGGCCAUUUGCUAGAUGGAAACGUUGGUUUAUAUCCCUGCCACGAUACCGGUGGCAAUCAAGAAUGGGGUCUCACUAAGGAUGGUCUGAUAAAGCAUCAUGAUCUUUGUCUGACGUUACCACUUUACGCGAAAGGUACGACGCUCCUCAUGCAGGUUUGCGACGGCAGCGAAAAUCAGAAGUGGCGACACUUGGAAGGUGGUCUCAUAAGGCACUCCAGGAUUCCCGUCUGCGUGGAUUCCAGAUAUCACGCUCAACGUGGAAUCACCGCGGAGAAAUGUGACUCUAACGCGGAAACGCAGAGGUGGCAUCUCUACAAUCACACUCACUAACUUCCAUCGUCCUCUCGAUGAGAACAAUCACCUUACUCGACCGCGUAAUAAUACGUCUCUCGUCUCACGAGCUCGCCGAAUCUUCCAAAGGAUCGAUUGUUUCGUUCGUUCGAUCAUUAAAACGAACGUGCGAAACGAAUUCGUCCCAGAGAGAAGGGAGAUUUCUUCUCCAUCUUUUUCUUCUUCUUCUUCUUCUACUAUUUCUUCAUCAUCAUCUUCUUUGGGCCUAGAAAAAAUCGUCGUUCUUGAAACGAAUCACGGACCACAUUCUCGGUUUUUUUUUCUUGAACCAAUCGGUACGAUGACUCCGGAUUUUUUAUAUUAUAAAAUGUGCUACAUGAUAUAAAAAAAAACCAAAAAAAAACAAAAAACAAAAAAAGAAAAUACAAUAAAAAAAGUGUAAGGACUUCGCAUGUUCCCAUCGAAAUUUCCUUACGAUUUGAUUUGCGCGAAUAUUUAAUUAUCUAAUGAUCUCAAAAUACAAUCGCUCGAGCGAUUAUUUUUAUGCAUUUAUUUUCAAAAUAUAUAUUUUCCUUUACCUUCCCUUUUUUAAGUCGGACGUUACUUCAGUAUUGUGGUAUUUUAAUAUAGAAAAUACUUGACGAGAGAUUUUGCUUGUGAAUACCAAUUUGAGAUUAUAAUUUUACUAGUAUAUACGUUAUAUAGAACAAAGAAUCGAUAGAGCAAUGUGUGUACGUUUUGACAUGAGAUAAUCCUAGGUUCGAUUAUUAAUAUUUUAAUGUUUUUUUUUUUUUUCUUACUCUUUACUAGUCAUUCGCGAUGAUAUGUCUGCUUUCCACAAGUCUUAUUUUUUAUUGUAAUCUAGGAGAAGAUGCAUGCGUGGAGGAACGAGAAUAUUAUUUCUUACGGCUUGACGAUUAUCGAUGGUCGACGAUAGGUCGUAGAUCGAUUCGAGAAGCUUUUUAGUCACGUCUUUACGAGUCUGAAAAAUUCAUCUACGCUGCGUCCAUUCUCUUCUUUUUUUUCUUUCUUUUCUUUUAUAUAUAUAUAUAUAUAUAUAUAUAUAUAUAUGUACAUACACACACAUACAUAUAUAUAUAUUUACGUGUGUGUAUGUGUGUGUGUGUAUGUAUAUAUAUACAUAGCAGAUUUUAAUCAAUUUUUAGAGCAUUCGAUUGCAUCGAUAUUUUUUGUCUCCAAUCCGUUAGAUUGGAAUCGUGAAACAAAGCGAAUGUUUCAACUCCACGCUCUAUGAUUCUCGAUAAAGAGAUUUAUUUUUGUAAGAAAUUAUAUAUGUAUUUACUUGGUUGUGCAAACGGAUGGGAAUCGCGAUACGAUUAGCGUGUAAUAUUUUAACACAUUGCGGACCGAUCAAUCGAUAAACUAUAUAAUUUCGUUUAGAUUUCUUUGUUGAAACGUAUAGGAACAAUUAAUAUAAUUAAUUAUUACAAGGAUCUCCGCAACGCGUUAAAUGCAAAUGCGAAAGUACAUAUACACGGUGACUUAUAUAGCAAUAUGACGCAGGUCUUACAAUUUAGGCAAAUCGGCAUGUGAGAUGGCUUUUUUAUGGCCUCGACUUUCCGCCGAUAAACGAUUAUAACUGCCGCCGUUUUUGCGCCGGAUUCGCAUCUAUCGGAGGUUUGAAAUUUAAUAUUGUACGAUAUUGCGCGCUUUGCAUUGAGCUUUUGUAUAAUAUUGCGCCCAUCCGAGUGUCAUCUUCAAUGUUGACAACCGUAGUCGAAAAUGUUUGUUGGGAGAUUGUUUUUUUACAUAUUGGUACUUUAAAUAGGCGAUAACAUGUUUAGUGUAGAUAUUAUAAAUGAUCGAUAUGUUCUUGAGAGAUGGCAGAAAGAAAGAAAACAAUUGUUCGUUAAUAACAAGUAUAUUGUACAUUUAAAUUAGAGAAUGAAAAAACGAUAUAAACACGUGAAUACAUUACACAUGCCUGCGUACUCGUAACAUUAUCAUCCAAAUUUUAUGCGUUAUCUUUAAAUUUAAUUUUUAAGUUUUAUUCGAUGAAAUUUAUGAAAAUUAAAUUUCAUUUUACAAACUUUUACUCAAUAAAGAUUUGUUUUUCAAAUGUUUAACUCUAAAGAAAAAUAUCAUUGAAAUAAAUUAAUGAAUAAUUUAUAUGAAUUAUAAUGUUGCGUGUAUGUUGGUUAUGUACAUAGAUGUAGACGAAUUCUGUGCGUCUGUUUCAUAUUUAAGAUACUUUCGUAAAGUGAAAAUGUGGUAGACGCGCGUACAGGUGCAAGAAUUGUAGACUUCGUGAUAAAAAUUGGGCCCUGGGAUGUUCUGAACUGGGAUUUGAACCUGAGUUUUUCGCUUUCCGGCCAAUUUCAACCUCACGAAUGCCUACUUUAUUAGAAAUGGAGAUGGUCACUCCCACAGAAUUAUAUGAAAAAAGACCUUGUAAAUAAUUUCAUAUAUUCUAUUAAUUAAUUAUCUUUCUCCCGUCCUAACUUCUCGAAAUAAUACUUCUUUGCUAUAAUAAAAAAAUACGAAUACUUUUUCUCUUUGCUUCCGUGCAUGACGAACGAGUUGAAACUACAAAGUUUCUCUACCAUAAUUACGCUGAUACCUGUAAAUAAACCUUAUCACGUGAAAAUAUAAAUAUAAAUUAAUGAAAGAACGAAACAUUGUACUUUCCAAGUAUAUAAACUGUAUUAUAACAUUGAAAAUUCGAGAUUAAGUUAAGAUAAUAAGUAAUCAGUCAAUGUUAACAUUCGUAUCCUAUAAAAUACCUUUGUAAUUGACGAAGAAACGUUGUUACAAGUAAAAUACGAAGGCUGUAUUG